AGAGGCAGAAGUAAAAAAAGAAAAAAAGAUAAAGCAAGUAAAUCUCAAGAGAAAAUGCUUGCUGUAAAUACUAACUACGCGAGACAGUAGGACAGCCCACUGGCCCCCCUCUCACUAAUCAAAGCUUGAUUCUAGCUAGGCCUCCAGGCUCCAAGUCACCCAGCAAAUUAGCAAAAGACUGGAACAGGUCCACUUAAAUGGGAUCCGGCCAGGGGCUAUAACUUCUCCAAUUGCUUUCAUGGGCCAGAAGGACGACGUGAGCUGGUGUCGAGUGCUGGUCUGGUGUUUUGGGCUUCAAACGCAUAUUGAAUCAAGCACAUGAUAAAUUGAAGCACAAGUGCGUUUCCUUCGUCUUCUUCGACCAAAUUCAACCCAUAAACUUUACAGCCGUACAUCUAAAAUAUUAUCGAUUGUACUUUCAACCCACAUCAUAAAAUUUCGAGCUUCAUUAAAUAGGUUUGCCUUUCGCAUUUAUUGACAUUUUGAUGGUCACACUACACUACAUGGCAUGAAAAUAUCACACUAAUUAUGUGCAACAAAACUGUUUAGUUCCACUAUCUCAAAUAAAGAAAAAAUAUUUAGCGUGUGGCAUUCCUUUCCAAACGCACAUUUUCCCCUCAUUAAAUCCCAAAACGACCUCGUUUCACUCUCACCCGUUUCCCCAUUCCCUCUUUUUUUUUUUGGGCCAGACCAGCCCCUCGUUUACAAUCACAAAAGAGGGAAAAUGAAGUAACAAAGUUUAUUAAAAAUGAGCCAAACAUGGCUCAUCACGAAAUUAUUACGACUGCUAUUAGAUUUUGAAAAACUCAAGCUUUUAGAUUUGGACUUUUUGAGAUAGUUUUUUUUUAUUUCAUUUUUAAAAUUUUUGUGGGUGAUGGGGGAGCAGAAGAGUAACAACAAUAACCGGUGGAACUGGGAGGUGAGUGGCUUCAAACCUCGGCGGUCGUCGCCGUCGUCACAGGAGGAGCAGCAUAGGGCCAGUGCUGCGCCGUUUAUGCGACGUUACUCGAUCUCGGCUGUGUCUUCGGAGUCGCGGUAUUGUUUGGAGUUUUCUGAGCAGGCUUUGGCUUCUGAGGUGCAGCGUUUGAAGGAUAAAGUUAAGAUAAGGAGGAAAAUCGGUUUCGGAUUGUGAAGUUUUCGAGUAAUUAGUGGCGGUUUUGAGUUAAUUAACUGCAAUGUGUUUCGAUGGAGUUGAAGAAGUCGCUUUAGUUAAUAACAAUAAGAUUUUAACUGAGCUCCGUUUUUCAUGAAUUAACAUGCAAUC
Molecule: messenger RNA, 1264 nt
Organism: Durio zibethinus
Lineage: Eukaryota; Viridiplantae; Streptophyta; Magnoliopsida; Malvales; Malvaceae
Source: RefSeq, a predicted model, not a curated record